AUGGGAUUGUCAUCCCGCCGGUGCUUGUCUAAUGUCCCGAAUAUUGGUCAGCUUUCAAAAAAUUUGCUGGUUUUGUUGUUGUUUCAUGUUCUUGGAGCUAGCUCCUUAUACUCUAGGCAGCAGCAGCCACCUUCUUGCCAUGGUGAGGAGCGCGCUGCCUUGCUGCAAUUUAAGCAAAACUUCAUUGUGGACCCAUCUGCUAGUGAUGAUGAUGGUUCCUAUCCAAAGGCCUCAUCAUGGAAAGCAGUUGAAGGAGACCAGAAUAGCAACUGCUGCUCAUGGGACGGGGUUCAGUGUGAUGAGAAGACUGGUCAUGUUGUUGAUCUUGAUCUUAGUAGCAGUUGUCUCUAUGGCUCCAUCAACUCCAGCAGCAGCCUCUUUCGCCUCGUUCAUCUCCGGAGACUGAGUCUUGCUGAUAACGACUUCAAUUACUCUCAAAUUCCUACAACAAUUAAGAAUCUCUCGAGGCUUAGGUAUCUCAACCUUUCCUUCUCUGUGUUUUCUGGCCAAGUCCCAUCUGAAAUUUCACAAAUGUCCAAAUUGUCAUCCCUUGAUCUGUCUAGCAAUGUUGAUACACUUUCUGGUGAGGGACUGUUGAGGCUUAAAGCAGACAGUCUGGCAAGUCUAGUUCGAAACUUAACUAGUCUUGAAACGCUUCAUCUCAGUGACAUAAAUAUAUCUUCCUCAGUUCCUGAUUCAUUGGCGAAUUUGUCAUUGUCAUCCCUUGCUCUAGGGAAUUGCAACCUGUAUGGCGAAUUCCCAAUAAGAAUUUUCAAGUUACAAUACUUGGGAUAUCUUAGUGUGAGAUCAAACCAAGAGCUUUCGGGUUAUUUGCCCGAGUUUAAUGGAAGUAGUCCUCUCAUGUGGCUGUCACUCGGAGGCACUAAUUUUUCCAGAACUCUUCCUUCAUCGAUCGGAGAGCUCGACUCACUGAACCGCUUGGAUUUGGCUGAAUGCAGUUUCUCAGGUCCAGUUCCUGCUUCACUAGCAAACCUUACCCAACUCACUUAUUUGUCUCUUGCAAUGAAUAAUUUUGUUGCCGGGCCUUUGUCUUGGCUUGGUAAGCAAACACAACUUACCUAUCUUGAUCUCGAAACCAUCAAUCUGAGUGGUUCCAUCCCUUCUUCUCUUGGAAACCUCUCGCAGCUCACUUAUCUUCAUCUUUUAGAUAAUCAACUAAGUGGCCCAGUCCCAUCUUUGUUUGGUAACCUUAGCAGACUAGCAGACUUAAAUCUUGAUCUAAACAGAUUGAGCGGUUCAGUUCCUGAAUCACUGUUCAACCUAAGGGACCUCUACACGCUUUAUCUGUAUGACAAUGACCUUCACGGUAACUUUGACCUUUGUAACCUACCAAGUUCCGUAACAAGACUCGAUGUAGGUUGGAACAAACUAGAAGUGCCUCAUUGUAACAUUGUGAAUACAACCCUUCUUCCAAAGCUUACCUUUCUGGGAUUGCGAGAGUGCAACUUAACAGAGUUUCCUAAUUUCAUUAGACAUCAACAACACUUGACGUGGCUGGACCUUUCCACAAAUAAGUUGCAUGGUCAAGUACCCAAAUGGAUGUGGAAUACAAGCACGCAAAGUUUGAUGUUACUGGACAUCAGGCACAACUUCCUUGCAGGCUUUGGCCAACCGAAUUUUGUCCUUCCUUGGGUUAACCUGCAAGCUUUAUUUGCUGGGUACAAUUUGCUAGAUGGAUCACCACCUAUACCUCCACAGAAUAUUGUCGUCUGUAGAUUCAGCAACAACAAACUUACCGGAGAUCUUUCACCAUUGAUGUGCAAUCUCAGUACCGUUCAAUACCUUGAUUUGUCAAAUAACAAGUUGAGUGGCACCAUUCUGCCUUGUCUUGGUAACUUCAGUGACACUCUACAAGUUUUAGAUCUUCGGAACAACUCCUUCCACGGUAUUCUUCCUCAAACAUACAGCAACACAAGCAACUUGAAGAUGAUUGAUGUCAGUUAUAAUCAAUUGCAUGGGAAAAUACCAAGGUCACUAGCUAAUUGUAUGACGCUCCAGUCUCUUGUUCUCUCAGCCAAUAAAUUCAGUGAUGUUUUCCCUUCUUGGUUGGGAAGUCUCCCAGAGCUUAAACUCUUGGCGAUGCACCAUAAUCAGUUCUAUGGUGUGAUUGAGAAUACCCUAAAAAAUCUUCACUUUCCCGAGCUGCGUAUACUGGAUCUCUCUUGCAAUAAUUUCACUGGUGAGUUUCCCUCUGAACACAUCUUUUCUAGCAAUGCGAUGAGAGGUAUAGUUAUGAACCAACCCACAUAUAUGGCGGUAUUCUCAGAUCUGAAUAUCCAUGGUACUAAGUUCGGUUAUAUUUUCAAAGUCACGAUAACAAAUAAAGGUGUGGAGAGAUACUACUCGAAGAUCCAAGAAGACCUUGGAGUGAUUGAUAUCUCAAGCAACAAUUUCCAUGGGAAGAUUCCAGAAUUCAUAAGGAACUUGAAAGGGCUUCGCUUUCUCAACAUUUCCAAUAACAACUUCAACGGCAGCAUCCCAUUGCGCUUGGAAAAUUUGACUUUGCUUGAAGCAUUGGACCUUUCACAUAACCAGCUCUCAGGAGAGAUACCUCAGCAACUAGCGCAGCUCACUUAUCUUGCCAGUUUUGAUGUCUCUUACAAUAAUCUCACUGGUUCUGUACCCCAAGGUCUCCAGUUUCACACAUUCGGGAACACUUCAUAUAUGGGAAAUCCAGGAUUAUGCGGAGACCCUUUGACAAAGAGAUGUGACAACUCCAAUGCCCCAGCUCAACUACCACCUUCAAGCAGCAGUGAAGAUGAUGCUUUUGAAUUCGACUGGAUAUUUGUGUUGGCCGGAGUUGGAAGUGGAUUGGUGGUGGGAGUGGUACUUGCAGAUGUGGCGAUCACACGAAAGCGUGAGCUGUUUCUUGACGUAGCUGGGAUGAUGAUCAAACAGAUGAAAAGGAUCAGAAGAAGGCAGAGGAUGUGUUAAUCGAUGAGGUGAAUAUAAGUCUGUGCAUUUGGUUUUUGUAUGCAUGUCCACUGUUAGUUUUGUAUCUAUUUUGUUCACCUAGCCCUUUGAAUAAGCUUUUCAAUGUUGUUGUAUUCAUUAUUAUGUACGUGUAUGCAAUCUCAGUUUCCUAUUGAUAGAUUUUAUUGGCUAUGCAUGUUGUUCCUGUACUGUGACCUUAAAGCUAGCACACAACAUGGUCUUAAUAAAAUCAAAAUUAUGUUCUCAAUUCC
Messenger RNA from Fragaria vesca subsp. vesca, 3206 nucleotides. RefSeq names its product receptor-like protein 12-like. The transcript has a single exon. The record is from RefSeq and is a predicted model, not a curated record. NCBI's taxonomy places the organism in Eukaryota, Viridiplantae, Streptophyta, Magnoliopsida, Rosales, Rosaceae. Gene Ontology annotation, molecular function: protein binding. The coding region runs from base 1 to 2955 and encodes 984 amino acids.